AUGGCAGACGAGCAAAAGACCGACCCCACCACUGCCCCUCCAGAGGCCGUUGAGGACAAGAAGGAAGAAACCACCACGACCGAACAGACAGGCGACGAGAGUGCUAAGACGGUUGAGGCAGAGGGUGACAAGGCAGAUAAGCCAGCUGCUACAGAGGAGAGCAAACCAGCCACGACUGACUCCGUUUUCUCCAUGUUUGGCGGUGGUCCUCCAAAGGAGAAAAAGGAGCAGGAAGAUGAUGCUAACGAGCCAUCUGGUUCCUCCAAGAAGAAGACUGAGGGUGGUGAUGACGACCCCGAGGCUGAAGCGGACGUACAUUUCGAGCCAGUCAUCCGCCUGACCGAGAAGGUCGAGGUUAAGACCAACGAGGAGCUGGAGGAGCAGACCUUCAAGAUGCGCGCCAAACUCUUCAGAUUUGACCGGGAGUCCAAGGAGUGGAAGGAGCGUGGAACCGGUGACGUUAAGCUGUUGAAGCACAAGGAGAACCACAAGACUCGAUUGCUCAUGCGAAGAGACAAGACCCUCAAGGUCUGCGCCAACCACUACGUCGUUCCUGACAUGAAGCUGUCACCAAACGUUGGCAGCGAUCGAAGUUGGGUGUGGAAUGCCGCUGCGGAUGUCAGUGAGGGCGAACCAGAGGCCCAGACCCUGGCCAUCCGCUUUGCCAACAGUGAGAACGCUGCUCUCUUCAAGGAAGCCUUUGAGAAGGCCCAGGAAGAGAACGCCCUUCUCUUCGGCAAGGAAUAA
This is a messenger RNA of Nannizzia gypsea CBS 118893, 747 nucleotides long. Its product is annotated as ran-specific GTPase-activating protein 1. The transcript is spliced from 4 exons. The coding region runs from base 1 to 747 and encodes 248 amino acids. Lineage: Eukaryota; Fungi; Ascomycota; Eurotiomycetes; Onygenales; Arthrodermataceae. Gene Ontology annotation, molecular function: GTPase activator activity. Gene Ontology annotation, cellular component: cytoplasm; nuclear pore. The record is from RefSeq and is a predicted model, not a curated record. Gene Ontology annotation, biological process: nucleocytoplasmic transport.